CGCUUAAUUUCUUCCCCAUACAUCAGUUCAGAGGCUAAAUCGUCAUCGGCUUGGCAAGAUGACCGACCCUAGAUACACCUGGCUACCGUCAAACGCCCAGCCGGAUGAGGCUAAUCCACCCUGGAUGAACAAAGGUGACAACGCAUGGCAGCUAACUGCAGCCACGAUGGUCGGCCUACAGAGUAUACCCGGCCUUGUUAUACUAUACGGUUCCAUAGUUAAAAAGAAAUGGGCCGUAAACUCGGCCUUCAUGGCCCUUUACGCCUUUGCGGCAGUCUUGGUUUGUUGGGUGGGGUGGGGCUACCAGAUGUCGUUCGGGCACAAACUCCUCCCGUUUCUUGGGAGGAUCGAUGAUGCACUAGACCAACACGUGCUCUUGAAACAAGCCUUUGGCUAUAAGUUCCCGAAUGCUACCAUGUUGUAUUUCCAGUUUGUUUUUGCAGCGAUCACUUUGAUAUUGAUUGCUGGUGCUUUGCUUGGGAGGAUGAAUUUUAUUGCAUGGAUGCUGUUUGUGCCACUUUGGCUUACAUUUUCUUACACCAUUGGUGCCUUUAGCAUAUGGUGCCCCGAAGGCUGGUUGGCGAAGAUGGGGCUCAUCGACUACUCGGGCGGCUUCGUCAUUCACCUCUCCUCAGGAGUCGCUGGUUUCACCGCAGCCUAUUGGGUAGGGCCAAGGGCGACGAGGGACCGUGAGAGGUUCCCUCCGAACAACAUCCUGUUGAUGCUUGCAGGGGCGGGGCUACUGUGGAUGGGGUGGACAGGCUUCAACGGCGGAGACCCUUACAUGGCUAGCAUUGAUGCAUCACUAGCUGUGCUUAACACCCAUAUCUGUGCUGCCACAAGUUUGCUCACUUGGCUACUCUUAGACAUUCUUUUCUUUGAAAAGCCUUCUGUGAUUGGUGCCACUCAAGGGAUGAUCACUGGCUUAGUCUGCAUCACUCCUGCCGCAGGAGUGGUUCAAGGGUGGGCAGCCAUCAUAAUGGGGCUACUCUCCGGCAGCAUCCCCUGGUUCACAAUGAUGGUCCUCCACAAGAAAAUACGCAUUCUGAAGCAAGUUGACGACACCAUGGCCGUCUUCCACACCCACGCCGUGGCCGGAACCCUCGGCGGCCUCCUCACCGGCUUUUUUGCCAACCCAAAACUCAGCCGCCUCUUCUACCUCGUCGACACCUGGGAGCACUACAUUGGCUUAGCCUACGGCAUCCACGCUGGCAGAGUUGGCGCCGGGUUCAAGCAGAUGGGGAUUCAGAUUCUGGGAGUUGUGUUCAUCAUAGGGCUGAACGUUUUCGUGACGAGCUUGAUCUGUCUGUUUAUCAGGCUUGUGGUCCCACUGAAGUUGUCGGAGGAAGAGCUCAACGGCGGGGAUGAUGCGGUGCAUGGAGAGGAGGCGUAUGCACUGUGGGGCGACGGCGAGAAGUUCGAGAAAUCUGUGCAUAACUCGGUGUACGGUGUUGAGGAUGUUGAGCUGAAGGGGAAGAGAAAGAGCGAGUCUGCUGUUUGAGGAUGUCGUGUUUUUAAAUUGGAAUUUUGGAGGGUAAGUGAACUUGUGUCGUGUUUAAUCUCUCAAGAUUUGACGUCAACACGAUUCAUUAUAUUAUUCCAUAUUUCAAAAAACUUUGUUUUCUAUUUAUAGGAAUGCUCAAUAAUCUUUGUCGAGAUGCUAAAAUGGCUUUUAUUGGUGGCCUUUUAAAACGGUUGUAAUAAUUUAUCAACUUUAUUAUGGUCGUAACAUCUGGACAAAAUAAUUCCUUCUUUA
Sesamum indicum (sesame) is the source of this 1756-nucleotide messenger RNA. RefSeq names its product ammonium transporter 2 member 5-like. Lineage: Eukaryota; Viridiplantae; Streptophyta; Magnoliopsida; Lamiales; Pedaliaceae. Gene Ontology annotation, biological process: ammonium transmembrane transport. Gene Ontology annotation, molecular function: ammonium channel activity. The record is from RefSeq and is a predicted model, not a curated record. Gene Ontology annotation, cellular component: plasma membrane.